Molecule: messenger RNA, 1298 nt
Organism: Dromaius novaehollandiae (emu)
Lineage: Eukaryota; Metazoa; Chordata; Aves; Casuariiformes; Dromaiidae
Gene: SYCE2
Product: synaptonemal complex central element protein 2
Exons: 3
Coding region: 317-766 (149 amino acids)
Biological process (GO): synaptonemal complex assembly
Cellular component (GO): central element
Source: RefSeq, a predicted model, not a curated record
ACCGGCCAGGCAGGAUGGUCCUAAUUGUGGCGCUCGUUAAGUUACGUAGGAGCUAGCGCACCGUUUCUCAAAGGAAGCCCCUCUGUUUUGGGGAAAAAACUCCCCACCGAGGCCACAGAUGGCUGUGCGCCGCGUUGCCAGCUCAAAAUUGGGCCAGAAAGUGAAUAUUUGUGCAUUGUAGCCCUUCCUGCCCUCUCCCUCGCGUUCCGUUUGCCGUUCCUUGGGACGGGAGCGCCUCCGGCUUCGUAAUUAGCCGCGGUUGUCGCUCAGGCCGGCGCCCGGGGGCCGCUCGGCGCUCCGGUUUGCGCCGCAGCGGAUGGCUCCUUCGGAUCGUCCCGGCGCGCGGAAGGAGGCGGCGGCGGCGGCGGCGUUGGCGGCGGGGGGGGGCCCCGGCGAGGCGGCGGCGGCGUUGGCGGUGCCGGAGGGGAAGGCGGCCGCCUACUUUGCGGCGCUGGCGGCCCAGCUGGGCGCCCUGCAGCAGCGCACGCAGCAGCUGGUCGACAGGGUCAACGAGAACCGCAAGAAGGACCACGCGCUCAUGAGCAGCUUCCGCGAGAGCCUGCUGCUCAAGGUGUCGAGCCUGGCGGAGGAGCUGGAGGAGCGCGUGUUCCGCCUCUACGCCGCCCACAACGAGCUGAUCCAGGCGGCGCUGCGGGAGCUGCAGCGGGUCACCGAGAGCAUCGGCCGCGGCGAGCGGGAGCUGCGGCACGUCUGCCGCACCGUGCAGGCCGCCUACGAGGAGCUCUGCCUGCGCCCCGAGCCCUGAGCGCCCGCGGCCCCUCCCGGCCCCCCCGGCGGCGGGUGCAGGGCGUCAGCGCUUCCUAGAGAGAGCUUUCACGUUUUAUGUAGAGCUUUAACGCAGCGUAUAAAGCUCCAACGUUUCAUGUAUAAAGCUCCAACAUUUCAUGUAUAGAGCUUUAGCGUUUCAUGUAUAGAGCUUUAGCGUUUCAUGUAUAAAGCUCCAACGUUUUAUGUAUAGAGCUCCAACGUUUCAUGUAUAGAGCUUUAGCAUUUCAUGUAUAGAGCUCCAACGUUUCAUGUAUAGAGCUCCAACGUUUCAUGUAUAGAGCUUCAACGUUUCAUGUAUAAAGCUCCAACGUUUCAUAUAUAAAGUUUCAGCGUUUCAUAUAUAGAGCUUUAACGCUUUAUGUAGAGCUUUAACGCUGCGUAUAAAGCUUCAACGUUUUAUGUAUAAAGCUCCAACGUUGCAUGUAUAGAGCUUUAGCGUUUCAUGUAUAAAGCUUGAACAUUUUAUGUAUAAAGCUUUAACGUUUCAUAUAUAAAGUUUCAGCAUUUCA